AUGGCGACAAGCCCCCGGCCAGGACCUACGGACAUCCUGCUCUCCUCCCCCUCCAACACCUACCAGCCGGACUCCAUGAGCCAGCAGAGAGCCAGCCACGCCAGCAUGAAGCCUAACCAAGUGGGCCAGGUGAUUUUGUACGGGAUCCCCAUCGUGUCUUUGGUGAUCGACGGCCAGGAGCGGCUGUGCCUGGCGCAGAUCUCCAACACCCUGCUGAAGAACUUCAGCUACAACGAGAUCCACAACAGGAGGGUGGCGCUGGGCAUCACCUGCGUGCAGUGCACCCCGGUGCAGCUGGAGAUCCUGCGGCGGGCCGGGGCCAUGCCCAUCUCUUCCCGCCGCUGCGGCAUGAUCACCAAGCGGGAGGCGGAGCGGCUCUGCAAGUCCUUCCUGGGGGAGAACCGGCCCCCUAAGCUGCCGGACAACUUCGCCUUCGACGUGUCUCACGAGUGCGCCUGGGGCUGCCGGGGCAGCUUCAUCCCGGCCCGCUACAACAGCUCCCGGGCCAAGUGCAUCAAGUGCAGCUACUGCAGCAUGUACUUCUCGCCCAACAAGUUCAUCUUCCACUCCCACCGCACGCCGGAGGCCAAGUACACGCAGCCCGACGCCGCCAACUUCAACUCCUGGCGCCGCCACCUCAAGCUGACGGACAAGACCCCCCAGGACGAGCUGGUCUUCGCCUGGGAGGACGUCAAGGCCAUGUUCAACGGCGGGAGCCGCAAGCGGGCCCUGCCGUCCGCCCCGUCCCAGCCCGGCGCGGCGGCGGCCGCCCAGUGCCACCCGCUGGGCUCGGUCAAGGCGGCGGCCGCGGUGGUGGGCGGCGGGCUGCUGAGCCCGCACCUGCUGGGGGCGCCGCCGCCGGAGCUGCAGCAGAAGCGGGCGCGCUUCGAGGAGGACGAGGAGCUGGAGGGCGGCGGCAAGAGCCAGCGGAGCUACCCGGUCAUCCCGGUGCCCAGCAAGGGCUCCUUCGGCGGCGUGCUGCACAAGCUGCCCGGCUGCGGCGGCCUCUUCCCGCACCCCUACGGCUUCCCCGCCGCCGCCUUCAGCCUCUGCCACAAGAAGGAGGAGGGCGCGGCGGGCGAGGCCCACAAGGCGGCCGGCGGCCUCUCGGGCCUCUUCUGGCCCGGCCGCAAGGAAGCCGCCUUCUACCCGCCCUUCUGCAUGUUCUGGCCGCCCCGCGCCCCCGGCGGCCUGCCGGUGCCCACCUACCUGCAGCCGCCGCCGCAGCCGCCCAGCGCCCUCAGCUGCUCCCUGGGCGACAGCCCCAGCCUGCUGCGCCAGGCCUUCCUGGACCUGGCCGAGCCCAGCGGCGAGGCGGCGGCCGCCGGGCUGGGCACCCCCCCGGCCGCGGCCGCUCCCCCGGCCAGCGGCGCCGGCAGCGGCAGGGACCCGCUCUUCGAGGCGCCCCCUGGCGGCGGGGACGCCGCGUCCCCCGCGGCGGAGGCGGGCGGCGGGGGCAGGGUGCCGGCUCGCCAUCCCCACCUGCUGGAGGGGCAGGCCGGCCGCAAGGCGGGCAGCGGCUACCACCACUCCAGCGCCUUCCGGCCCGUGGGGGGCAAGGAGGACUCGGAGAGCCUGGCCAAGCUGCACGGGGCCAGCAGCGGGCCCCACCACCCGGCCUCCCCGCUGCUGCUGCUGCAGGAGGAGCCGGGCUGCGAGCGCCACCCGCCGCCGCCCCAGCCCCCGCACCGCCUCCUCUCCCCCGGCGGCACCAGCUGCAGCUACCCCAGCGAGGAGAGCAGCGAGGAAGAGGAGGACGAGGACGAGGAGGAAGAGCAGGAGGUGGAUGUGGAGGGGCACAAGCAGCCGGAGGAGGAGGAGGAGCAGGAGGGGGACCCAGGGGUGGACGCCCUAGGGGGGAGCAGCCGGUACCUCCAGAGCCGGGGGCUGACGGAGAAAGGAGGAGGCAGCAGGGACCGGGCUGCUGCUACUGGCCUCUUCCCCAUCAACUCCUCCAGGCAGCAGCAAGAGGAGAAACUAGGGGACACCAAUGCAGAGCUGCAUCCUCCUCCCCCUGGCCCCCCGAAAGGGGGGACUAGCAGCAGCAGCAGCCCAGUGCACCAUCCAUCACUGGAGGAGCAGCCCUCCUACAAAGAUAAUCAGAAAAGCAAGGAAGGUAACCAAGUCAUUUUGGCUACAAAAGAGGACAGCAACUUUUCAGAUAAGAACAAAGAGCAUAAUUUUUUCAUCACAGAAGAGCCUUCAGGAGGAGACUUCUGGCGAGAUAUAGCAGGUGAACACACACAAGAAACCAAUUCACCUCAUUCACUGAAGAAGGAUGUAGAAAACAUGGGGAAAGAAGAACUUCAGAAGGUUUUGUUUGAACAAAUAGAUUUACGGAGGAGAUUAGAACAGGAAUUCCAAGUGUUGAAAGGAAACGCUUCUUUCCCAGUAUUCAAUAAUUUUCAAGAUCAGAUGAAACGGGAGCUGGCAUACAGAGAAGAAAUGGUGCAGCAGUUACAAAUUAUUCCCUAUGCAGCAAGCUUGAUCAGGAAAGAAAAGCUCGGCACACACCUCAGCAAAAGCUAA
Emys orbicularis (European pond turtle) is the source of this 2529-nucleotide messenger RNA. RefSeq names its product SKI family transcriptional corepressor 2 (gene SKOR2). The record is from RefSeq and is a predicted model, not a curated record. The transcript is spliced from 7 exons. Gene Ontology annotation, molecular function: DNA-binding transcription factor activity, RNA polymerase II-specific; RNA polymerase II cis-regulatory region sequence-specific DNA binding; SMAD binding. Gene Ontology annotation, biological process: negative regulation of transcription by RNA polymerase II; negative regulation of BMP signaling pathway. Bases 1 to 2529 code for a protein of 842 amino acids. Lineage: Eukaryota; Metazoa; Chordata; Testudines; Emydidae. Gene Ontology annotation, cellular component: nucleus; transcription regulator complex.